GGGGGAAGAACUUCUUCAACUUGACACCUGCGUUGAGAACCGAAGAAGGCUUCAACUUCACAAUGAGCGAGCGCGUGUAUGAUGAGAUCAACGACAUUGCGAAGGGUAACAAGACCAUCUACCCAGACAACGUUGCCGACACGAACGCCCUCGGAGGAGUGCAGAUGCCACGCUCCUCUUCCGUUGCUGGAGAAUCCGCCGUUGGGGGUGAUGGGGGUGAUGGGAACGACGGUGACGGAGGCUCGGCGUGGGAGUCCGGCUUCAGUGCAAGCAGCACGGGAGGGAACUGCAAGAGGAAGAACAUCCGCCAGCACACAUUCGACAGCAUCGCCGAAGUUACGGAGAAACACGACACAAUGACGGCUAACACCAUGGAGGGGGCGCAAAUGGACAUUCCGUUGUGGUAUGCUGGGGCAUACAUCGAGGACAGGCAGGAGGAUGAUGACAUGGCUGCCCAUCAGGAGUCUGCGGUCUUGCGUUUGGCCUCGUGCUUUGACGAUGCGAGUCGUCGCCGCCACGGCAGCUUGUUGAAGAUGUCCCAGUCAAGGUUGAGCAGAAUCGGGAAUGCUUUCUGCCUCCCUUUCGCCGCAUGCAUGUGGAUCAUGCGUAUGGGAGGUGACGACGUCCGCUCCCACGAGGAGGCGUCCUACUACUCGCAGCUCGUUGCAAAGCCCACACUGUUGGUGGGAGGGUCACAUGCGUUCAACUGGCGCAGGCAUAUUGUUAACUUCAGGAAUGCUGUUUUGUCUCGCCUUGGGAAGCCGCCCUUGACGUUGGGUGUGUUUCCCAACUACAUCCCGGAGUGGGCAGCAUGUCGAGUGCGCUUCAACUACAACGCCAGUUUGGCGGACCCUGAUGUUGUGGCGAGGAUGGACUGGAUGGGGAUGGGACCUGUUGAUGGCGAAAGGAAGGACGAUGGAGACGAUGGCGAUGGAGCGUCGUUAAAGUCGUCGGAGUGGCAGUCCUGCACCUCGUUCUUGCCUUGUCCGCGUACGGAGCGGAAGCGCCCCUGGAACUAAACGAUCGCGUUUUUGUUCUCAAUUCGACGCACGAAUGACCACAAAAAGUUUUUGCAUGCACAGGAACGAAAAAAAGCGCCAGAAAUGAGGUUGGCACAAUGCGCUGGAAAUGUACAAAAAAACACAAUAAAGGCAAGCGUUGUCU
Molecule: messenger RNA, 1164 nt
Organism: Chara braunii
Lineage: Eukaryota; Viridiplantae; Streptophyta; Charophyceae; Charales; Characeae
Source: the annotation of a GenBank genome assembly